AUCUGAAACGACAAGUCAACAUACGUGCAUAGUAAAAGCAGGGUUAGCUUGGUAAAUAAACUGAUCUCCAUUCUCCUAGGGGUGUCUCACUUCCCGUAGGAGAGCCCAAGCCACCGUAUAAAAGGUCUUCUGUCCCAAGGAUCCUCAUUCACUUGCCUUUGCUUCCCCUGCACGUGUUGCCAGUUCCUGAGGAGGAUUUACUUGCUUCACCGAAGAAUGUCUUCCACCCAGCAGAAAACUGCCUGCCAAGAGAUCCCACAGCAGUCCAGAGGUCUUCAGGGCUCAUCCUGCCAUGGGGGCGGAAGUUCUGUGUCCUCCGGCAAUGGCAUUGGUGGGGCAUCCAGCUGUUGUGGUGGCAGCUCAGGCCAAAACAUCUGUGUGAGCGGCAGUAGUGGAUCCAGCUGCUGCACUGGGGGAUCCGGCUACGGCAUUGGUGGAGGAUUCAACUAUGGUGGUGGCAGCUCAGGCCAAAAGAUUGGUGUGACCGGGGGGAGCAGCAGUGGAUCCAGCUAUGGCGGUGGACUGUCAAGUGGCAUCAGCGGAGGCUCAGCCCAAAAGGUUGUCAUCGCAGGUGGUGGCAGCGGUGGAUCCAGCAGUUGCAGCGGCGGGGGAUCCAGCUAUGGCAUUGGGGGAGGAUCCAGCUCUGGCGGUGUGAGCUCAGGCCAAAAGAUUGGUGUGACCGGGGGGAGCAGCAGUGGAUCCAGCUAUGGCGGUGGACUGUCAAGUGGCAUCAGCAGAGGCUCAGCCCAAAAGGUUGUCAUCGCAGGUGGUGGCAGCGGUGGAUCCAGCAGUUGCAGUGGCGGGGGAUCCAGCUAUGGCAUCGUGGGAGGAUCCAGCUCUGGCAGUGUGAGCUCAGGCCAAACAAUUGUUGUGGGCAGUGGCAGUGGAGGAUCCAGCUGUGGUGUCAGCGGAGGAUCCAGCUAUGGCACUGGGGGAGGAUCCAGCUGUGGCGGUGUGAGCUCAGGCCAAACAAUUGUGGGCAGUGGCAGUGGGGGAUCUGGCUAUGGCAUCGGUGGAGGAUCCAGCUAUGGCUCUGGGGGAGGAUCCAGCUGUGGGAGUGUGAGCUCAGGCCAAACAAUUGUGGGCAGUGGCAGUGGGGGAUCUGGCUAUGGCAUCGGUGGAGGAUCCAGCGAUGGCAUCGGUGGAGGAUCCAGCUCUGGGGGUGUGAGCUCAGGCCAAACAAGUGUGGACAGUGGCAGUGGGGGAUCUGGCUAUGGCAUCGGUGGAGGAUCCAGCUAUGGCUCUGGGGGAGGAUCCAGCUGUGGGAGUGUGAGCUCAGGCCAAACAAUUGUGGGCAGUGGCAGUGGGGGAUCUGGCUAUGGCAUCAGUGGAGGAUCCAGCGAUGGCAUCGGUGGAGGAUCCAGCUCUGGGGGUGUGAGCUCAGGCCAAACAAGUGUGGACAGUGGCAGUGGGGGAUCUGACUAUGGCAUCGGUGGAGGAUCCAGCUAUGGCUCUGGGGGAGGAUCCAGCUGUGGGGGUGUGAGCUCAGGCCAAACAAUUGUGGACAGUUGCAGUGGGGGAUCUGGCUAUGGCAUCAGCGGAGGAUCCAGCUAUGGCUCUGGGGGAGGAUCCAGCUGUGGGGGUGUGAGCUCAGGCCAAACAAUUGUGGACAGUUGCAGUGGGGGAUCUGGCUAUGGCAUCAGCGGAGGAUCCAGCUCUGAUGGUGUGAGCUCAGGCCAAACAAUUGUGGGCAGUGGUAGUGGGGGAUCCGGCUAUGGCAUCAGUGGAGGAUCCAGCUAUGGCCCUGGGGGAGGAUCCAGCUCUGGGGGUGUGAGCUCAGGUCAAACAACUGUUGUGGGCAGUGGCAGUGGGGGAUCUGGCUAUGGCAUCGAGGGAGGAUCCAGGUCUGGGGGUGUGAGCUCAGGCCAAACAAUUGUGGGCAGUGGCAGUGGGGGAUCCGACUAUGGCAUCGGGGGAGGAUCCAGCUGUGGGGGUGUGAGCUCAGGCCAUAAAACUAUUGUGGGCAGUGGCAGUGGGGGAUCCGGCUAUGGCAUCAGCGGAGGAUCCAGCUAUGGCACUGGGGGAGGAUCGAGCUCUGGGGGUGUGAGCUCAGGUCAUAAAACUAUUGUGGGCAGUGGUAGUGGGGGAUCCAGCUAUGGCAUCGGGGGAGGAUCCAGCUCUGGAGGUGUGAGCUCAGGUCAUAAAACUAUUGUGGGCAGUGGUAGUGGGGGAUCCGGCUAUGGCACUGGGGGAGGAUCCAGCUAUGGCACUGGGGGAGGAUCCAGCUCUGCGGGUGUGAGCUCAGGCCAUAAAACUAUUGUGGGCAGUGGUAGUGGGGGAUCUGGCUAUGGCAUUGGUGGAGGAUCCAGCUAUGGCAUUGGAGGAGGAUCUAGCUGUGCUGGUGGUAGCUCAGGCCAAACAAUCAGCAUAGGCAGUUGCAGUGGCAGUGGGGGAUCCUCUGGGAUCAGCAUUGGUGGGCCUGGCAUUGGAGGAGGGUUGUCAUCUGGUGGCAGUGGGAGAUCUUCGAGUAAGUUGAUCAUUAACUCCAGGGGUAGUGGUGGCAGCUGCAGCAUCAGUGGCUCCUCCAGCUCUGGCAGCGGAGGGUCCUUGCAGUCCGUGCCACAGCAUCAGACCAAGCAGCCCUGCCAGUGGCCCCCACAGCAGAAGUAAGAGCAGGGCCAGCUGCAUUUCAUUCCAGGAAAGCAACCCCAGAUGUGCCAGUUCACAGCUGCUUCUCUGCAAGCUGCCUUCCAUUUGCAAACCUUUACACCGGUUUCUGUCAUAAGGGAGAGGCUCUUCCUCCUCUUCUCCAGCUGAAACGUGAAUCACCAAGAAAUGUGAUUUAUGUUUUGAUACUGUAAUGAAAAGUCCUUUCAUCUCUCUCUUACUGCUUGAUUCUCCACUUGUACGUGGAAGAAGAACAAAUAAAAUAAGUUCAAGAGUGUAA
Messenger RNA from Alligator mississippiensis (American alligator), 2887 nucleotides. RefSeq names its product loricrin-like. The coding region runs from base 217 to 2610 and encodes 797 amino acids. Lineage: Eukaryota; Metazoa; Chordata; Crocodylia; Alligatoridae. The record is from RefSeq and is a predicted model, not a curated record. The transcript has 2 exons.